Messenger RNA from Penicillium argentinense, 354 nucleotides. RefSeq lists its product as uncharacterized. NCBI's taxonomy places the organism in Eukaryota, Fungi, Ascomycota, Eurotiomycetes, Eurotiales, Aspergillaceae. The record is from RefSeq and is a predicted model, not a curated record. The transcript is spliced from 2 exons. The coding region runs from base 1 to 354 and encodes 117 amino acids.
AUGUUGCUAAGACCUUCACUACGAGUGACAGCAGCGACAAGAACGCAUUUCAAGCAAAAGCACUCGAAAAUUACCCCACCAUUGGCUUCAGCAUACUCCUCAGCAUCUAAAGACUCGCAAGUACCCAAGAAUAGCGAGAAAUCCAAGACGGAACCCAACGAACCCUCUCCGAAAUCCACCACCAAAUCGCCCGAACAAAACAAAGCCAAAUCCGUCGCCCAAGCCGACGCCGAGCUCCGCGAACGAUUGGAAAAGAUGUCGGGAGAAGGAGGUGCAGCUGGAAUCGAAUAUGAAGAUGGCAAGCCGAAUGCCAUGAAGCGCGGUGUGCGGAACAACAUAUUCCGGCUGAUUUGA